CCUCCCAUCUCCACGGUCUCGCUUGUUCCAAGCAAGCAGCCACCACAGGACGCGCACCUGCGCCCCCAGUGAGCGCAGGUUUUGGCGCAGCAUCCGCGGGGCGCGCGGCAGGUGCAUCCUACAGGUGCGUCGGCCCGGUCCUUCCACAGUGGCCGCGCCUCCUCGAGGCGGGGCGACUUCCGGGCUGGCGGCUGGACACGGGGGCGGAGGCGGCUGGACGCGCGGGCGGAGGCGGCUGGACGCGCGGGCGGGGGCGGCCGUUGACCUGGCCAGCGCGGCGGCGCCGCCCGAGGCAGCCGCGACUCGCUCGGAACCCGGAUCCCGGAUCCCUCGAGCCUUCUUCCUCCCGGAGUCGGGGGAGGGGGCAUGGGGCGCCGCCCUCUUCGGCCUUGGCCGUCGUCGCCGCCGCUGCUGCUGCUGCUGCUUUCCCUCCGCGUCCAGCUCCGCUUUCCGCCUCCGGCUCGCGGCUGACGGGAGACGGAGCAGCCAUGAACGCCAACCCCCAGUGGGACGUCAGCAGGGCGCUGGGGGUGGCCAGGCUCUUCCAGGUGGUGUGUGGGGUCCGAGAUGGCUCGGUGACCCCGUUUCUGACCCUGUACCUGCGGCAGCUGGGCCUGGCCGCGCCCUGGGUGGGCGUACUCAUGGGUACCAAGCACCUGGUGGCCGCCUUCUGGGCCCCCUUCUGCGCCUUCGUGGCGCAGAGAUACCAGAAGAGAAGGGCGCUGCUGACCGGCUCCCUGCUGGGCUCCAUGGGAGCCAGCCUGCUGGUGGUCCUGGUACCGCCUAUGCCCCAGGAGCUGGGAUUGAGCCCUUGUGAUGUUGAGAGCCGUAUCACAACUGUCACAGCCCAACCGCUGGAGGUCACGGUCUCCUUGAACUUCACUUCGCCUAACCUGGAGUCCUCAUUGGUCUUGGGAAGCCACCCAGCAGAGGUGCCGCACCUGUCCCACAGGAGAAGCCCUGGCCUGGGCGGACUUGGCAGGAAUGCCCAGGAUACCUUCCAAGGUCCCCCUGGCCACCUAACGGGCUCUGUGGCGGAAACCAGAACCACAACCCGAGUCCUCCUCCCGGAUCCUGUGGCUGUAGAGGAGGACGCCCACGCCUGGGACGGUGCUCUCGAGGUGGUGAACAGUGCCCUGGCUUUGAUGCCAGGUGACGCCUCAGAGCCGGGGAAUACAGCCAUCAGCAACAUGUCAGCCACUGCAGAGGAGGGCCAGGCCCUUGACCACCCCUGGGAAGGACUGCGGUGGACUUUCGCCCUCGCCCUGGGCUCCGUGGUGCUCUGGGAGCUGCUGACGACACCCCUGGAGCCAGUGGUCGACGACAGCCUCUAUGAGCAUCUGGAUUGUGUGGAUGCCACCGACCGCUACAACAGCCUAUGGAUGUGGAGGUCGCUGGGCCUGGUGGCAGGUGCGUGCAGCAUCGCCGCCCUGGUGGAGCAGCUGGGCUGUUUCCUGGAAGCCGGCGGCCCUCAGGGAGCCGUGCAUUUCUACAGCUACUCGGCGGUCAGCCUGGUGGCCUUGCUGGUGAGCCUUGCCAUCCCCAUCCCCAAGUGCCUCCCGCAGGUGCCCCGCCCCAGGACCCUCAAAGCCCUGACUCUGGUGGGGGGCGCCCCCCGCCUCAUCCUCCUGGCCCUCACCGUCGUCCUGCUGGGUGCUGUGGCCAGCACCGUACAGAACUUUCUGUUCUGGCACAUGAGGGACCAUGGCAGUAGUGAGUUGGUCAUGGCCUUGGCGUUUGCCCUGGGCCUGCUGGGUGAGAUGGCACUGCAUCCCUGGAAGUCGGUGUUGCUGGGCAAGGUGUCCAGGGCGGCCGCCGUGGGGCUGGGGCUGGCCUGCCUUGCUGGGCAGCUGCUCUACUAUUCAUUUCUGUGGAGCUGGUGGUCCGUGCUCCCCGCACAGGCCCUGAGCGCUUUCAGCAGUGGGGCACUGUGGUGGGCUGUGGGUGCCUCCCUCGAGGACCUGGCCACCUCAGGCACCGAGAGACCCCUGAGCGGCAUGUUCCGAGAGCACCUGUAUGGGGGUGGCUGCAGCCUGGGCAGCUUCAUUGGGGGUUUUGUGGUGAUGCGUUUUGGCCUGGCCACGCUCUACCAGGCCUGCUGUCUGCUGCUGAUGCUCUGGCUGGCCCUGUACUUGGCUGUCCAGCCCAAGUUGCCCCAGGAACGUAGCAUCAACUACUCGAAGCUGCUGGCAGUGGAGACGAGUGACACAAGCGACUCAGAGCCGGGCCUGGACCAGGACUGGUUUGUGAAGGCCAUGAAGGAGGACCACGCGCCUUGGAAGGGCUGAGUGAGCAAGAGGGGUCAGAGUAGGGGAAGGGACAGCGGUCGGCAUGCACCGAGCCGGCAAGGAAGUCGUGAUCUAGACCAAACCCGGUCCGUGGGGAGGAGGAAGGCCAGGGCUGCGGAAGACUAUGUGGAGAUCGUCUGGUCCCUGGGGUCUCUCUUUUGUAGUAAAAGGAGAUGGAUGAGCUGUUGGUCAUUCAAAUCUCUUGUCAAUAAUGGAGGACGAAUACAUUUGCUAAAAAAUAAAAGAAAAAAACACAACUUUUUAUUCUAUGUGCUGUAUUCUGAUGUAUAAAAGCGUUCGUGUUUCUGAGAGAGGGAGAGAUGGUCUCCUACCUGCUGGUUCGCUCCCUAAAUGACAA
Ochotona curzoniae (black-lipped pika) is the source of this 2646-nucleotide messenger RNA. RefSeq names its product major facilitator superfamily domain containing 6 like (gene MFSD6L). The record is from RefSeq and is a predicted model, not a curated record. Bases 489 to 2288 code for a protein of 599 amino acids. The transcript has a single exon. NCBI's taxonomy places the organism in Eukaryota, Metazoa, Chordata, Mammalia, Lagomorpha, Ochotonidae. Gene Ontology annotation, cellular component: membrane.